Messenger RNA from Serendipita indica DSM 11827, 4143 nucleotides. The record is from the annotation of a GenBank genome assembly. Lineage: Eukaryota; Fungi; Basidiomycota; Agaricomycetes; Sebacinales; Serendipitaceae.
AUGGAUGUCGCAAGAGGACUCAAGUCACGACUGAAACAAAAGUUCAGAGCAAGAGAAGCACAAGAUGGAUCCGAAUCCUCACUCGAGCCACCGGCUACAACCACGCUGCCAGACGCGACCGCGCCCAAUGUCGCGCUUCAAUCAGACAAGGAAAUUAUAAACAAACAAAGCGAUGGAUCCAGAUCACCUGUAGUUGAGGAAAAUUCUAAGUGGAUAGAUCGAGGGAUUCUCUUUCUCAAUGUUGCGCAAGGCAUCUCCGAGAGCUCUGAUCUCUUGGCUCCUCUCAAGGCAGCUUGCGGUGCUACUAUUACACUGCUCGAGUCGAUUAAUUCAUCGACCGCCAAUCAGGACGCAUGGAGUCACCUCGUUACUUCGAUCAAACGGCAUCAACGCGCCUUAAUUCAACAGCUAGGGCGUCUAGAGAUGGAUAAGGCGACUCUGGGAAAUGCUUCUCAACUGAUGCAGCUCAUAGAAGACUACCAAAGGCGAGUAGAUUCUUCGCGAGGUGACGUAUCUGACGCCCUAUUCAGAGUCCUCGCCCAGAUAUUAGGAGAAGUCUUCAAGGAGAGCUCUGUCACAGAAGAAGACAUUCACGGGACUAAACUUGGGCUCCGACGCUUGAUGACACGUAUCGGGACCGUCGAAUUGGAAGCAGGAGCAAUAGCCUCACUAUAUGAACAGCUAAAAGAAGCCAAUUCACACCUAAUGACGGCAUUGCAACUCUAUGUGGCUAGCGAGACCACAGAAACCAAGGAGAUGCUUGGGAAUGUCCAAAGUCUCCUGAUGAACUCAACCGUGGUCACUGUGAACCUUCGCCACGGUAAUCAGCACGACAGAUGUUUGGAAGGAACACGAGUAGCGAUUCUCAGUCAGCUAGAACAGUGGGGACGUGACCUCGACUCCCAGCACAGAAUAUUCUUCCUCGGCGACGUUGCCGGCAAGGGGAAAUCGACAGUCGCAAAGGAGAUGGUCUGCCGUUGGGAGGAGCAAGGUAUGCUUGCGGCCCGCUUCUUCUUCUCCCGUGGUCAGUCCGGAGGAUCGACUGCUGGAGACUUUAUUCGACAUGUCGCAGCGGAUCUUAGCAGAACGUUCAAACCUAUUCGCCGCCAAAUCCACUCCGCAUUACAAGAUCAUGCCAUCCUUACGAAGCCAUUCGCAACGAGGUGGAAAACUCUGAUUGAGGAGCCGCUUCGACAGCUCCAAGGCUCGUACACCAUCGUCGUCGACGGACUUGAUGAAUGUAGUCAGGAAGGGCCCGCAGAUAACCGCACGGACACGCGAGAGAAUCUGCUGGAAGCGAUUCUCGGCACGUUCACCGCAACCCUCCCAGUGCGGAUCCUCAUCGCUAGUCGUCGAGAAGAGGACAUUGAACUGGCGCUUCGAGAUGCACCGUCAGUUUACUCCACGGGUGUUCAGACGGCACCUGGGCAGGAGCAUCUCAACACGCAGGAUCUAGAACGCUUUGUAUCAUUCCAGUUCACGCAUAUGAGCUUCGUUGGAUUCACGACGCAAGACGUACAAGAACUUGUCUCUCGAUCGGACGGGCUUUUCAUCUUUGCGAGCACAGCGUGUGGUCUCCUGCGCCGUUCGAAAGCUCGAAAAGCUCUUCUCAAGGAGAUUACAACUUCCGAGGCGUUUAGUGGUCUAGAUGGUCUCUACCUCGAGAUUCUCAAACGAAGCGCUCCUGACAAGCCCUCCCUGCGGGUGAUUAUUCAUUUACUCGGAGUAGUGCUUGCAGCUCGGGAGACGUUGACGUCGCGGAUCCUGCUCAACUUUCUCGACGAGGUGGAGGAUGUCGAGGGCGUGACGCAUGGACUCGCAAGUGUCCUCUACAGUGGCGGCAUGGACGACCCGGUAUACAUCAUUCACCCAACCUUUCGUGAAUUCCUUUUCCAAACCAAUCGCGCAGCCGAGUUCAUGGUGGACGUAAUGGAUGGGCACGGAAGACUCGUCUUGGCCUCCUGCAGAACGCUCUCCAACGAGCUCAAGUUUGACAUGUGCGGUGUGACUUCGGGUGCUUCUUUGACUCCCCUCAACAAGGAGAUUAUUGAUCUCCCCGAACGCGUCGUUCGGUCCACCAGCUCCUCGCUCCGCUACGCGGUGGCGCAUAUGAUCGAGCACGCUGUGUUUGUCCCAGAGUACGAUGGGAUCGUCUCAAGAUUGUCUUCCAUCUUUGAUCAGAAACUGCUUGAGUGGUUGGAGGCCGUGUUCUUCUGCUCAGCCUUCUCGCCGGUGAUGGCAAGCUUGAUGGAAUUACAACGCGUACUAGGUGAUAUUCACGACAAGCAGGCAGGCACAUUGCGUAAAUGGUGCUCAGAAACUGUGGAGCUUGUCAAGUCUUAUCAACACCUACUCCGAAUUUCCUUUAUUCAGAUCCACUUUUCGGUCCUCACCUUCUCUCCUCGGAACGGUCUCAUCUUCAGUCACUACUAUGAACGCGCUCCCGUCAAACUUCCAAUCGCCAAAGGCCAAUCAUUCGCAUCCAACGACCGCACCUUGGUCUUGCGUGGCCACAACAGCGUCGUGAACUGCGUUGCGUAUUCAUCUAAAGCCGCCUUGCUUGCCUCUGGCUCCAGGGAUAAAACCGUAAAGGUCUGGGAUGCGCAGACAGGAGCGCUCUUAUAUACACUGGAGGGACAUCAACAAGAAGUCAAGAGCUUAGCUUUCGCUAACGACGACAAGCAUUUACUUUCCGGGUCGAUGGACGGAACGAUGAUUAAGUGGGAUCCACACACAGGUCACUCCGUCGGAAAGGGCAUGGAUCUUCGCUCUGGGUGGAUCUGGUCCAUAAAGGUUGCAGCAAAACGAUGCAUGGUCGUGUGCGGCACUAAUGAGGGGACCUGUGGAGUGCAUCCAGAAAGCGGAGAGAUAUUAUGGACUUGCAGUGAUGCAGAUCAGAUGCCAGUGACUGCAGUUGCCCUGUCUUCAGACGAGGAGCUCCUAGUCUCUGCUUCAUAUGGGAAGACGGUCACUCUUUGGAAAGUAUCAUCACCUCCCUCCAGCAUUCGCACUCUCACUCUCGACAACAACAUCUACGAUCUUACUUUUGUGCCCAAUACAUCAAGAGUCUGUAUCGCCGCUCAAUACCUAUGUUUAUGGGAUAUCGAAAGCGGAAAGGAGAUAUAUCGCACCGAAGACGAGCGCCAAAAGCACAUUGUGGUAUCAUCAAAUGGUGAAACAAUCCUUGCCGUAGGUUCAUCGCUAGUAACUCGCAUAUGGGAUACGAAGAGUGGGAAGCUUUUGAGUGUGCCACUUCACGGUCACAACUCUGCAACCAGUUGCCUGGCUUACUCUCCUGACGGUACUACCUACGUCACGGGAUCAACAGACCGCACUCUCCGCGUCCAUCGCGUCGGUACCGAGCCGACUGACAGUCACAAAGACUCAGUGCCUGCCGAGAUCCGUACGAUAUCAAUCUCUCAGGAUGCAUCACUCGUAGUCUCCGUCGAUCGUUUAUGCAGGAUGAAGGUUUGGGACGGGACGACGGGCGAACUCCUUCGCGGACCGUUCCAACUGGAAGUGGAGACAGACGGAUACUACACUUCUCAAGUUGCCAUACUGCCAGGCGGAGAUCAUGUAGUAUAUCAUUGGCAUGACGAAGCCGGUGUUUGGAGUACCAUCGAUGGUACCAAACUGAAGACUGUAAACUUUGGAGAGGAAGAGAUUCUCCAAAUGUCCAUAUCUCACGAUGGUUGCACUCUAGCACUAUGGAAAAUGGCUUCUUUCGAUAUCUGGGAUAUUAAAGAUAUCCUCGCUUCGGAUCCAACCCUUCUGGCCACGGUUCAAGGCAAGGAACUAGAUCAAGCUGGUUAUCAGUCUUCCGACGUCGUUGCAUUUCACCCGAGUGACGACUUUCUUGCUAUGGAUCAAAUCGCAUGGGUAAUUCGCCCACUUCCAGCCCGGCCUGUCGAGCCAGUGGAUCUUGCUCGUGUCAUCUCCGAAACCUUUCCAAUCCUAUAUCGGUGGGACCAGGAGCACAAACUAGAUUGGGUUGACUUAGGAAGGCCAGUACGUAUGUCCAUUGCCAUUCCUGGUGAAUUCGACAUCAACGCUCACCGUGGACUUGGAACAACAAUCGCCCUUGGAGCAUUCGACGGGCGUAUGAUCAUCUUAGACUGUGAGAAGGCAAUGAAAGGGGACUAG